Fonsecaea multimorphosa CBS 102226 is the source of this 1407-nucleotide messenger RNA. RefSeq lists its product as uncharacterized. Gene Ontology annotation, cellular component: cytosol. The record is from RefSeq and is a predicted model, not a curated record. Lineage: Eukaryota; Fungi; Ascomycota; Eurotiomycetes; Chaetothyriales; Herpotrichiellaceae. The transcript is spliced from 3 exons. Gene Ontology annotation, molecular function: argininosuccinate lyase activity. The coding region runs from base 1 to 1407 and encodes 468 amino acids.
AUGACCGACCAGGGCACAAAGGCGGCCCCUGUCCGGCUUUGGGGCGGCAGAUUCACUGGCGAAAUCGACCCUCUGAUGAACCAGUACAACGAGAGUCUGUCUGUAGAUCGUGUCUUUUAUGCCCAGGAUAUCAGAGGCUCGAUAGCCUACGCCAGGGCCAAUGUCAAGACGGGCAUCCUCACGCAAGAAGAGUUUGGAAAAAUCGAACAAGGGCUCAAGGCAGUCCUCAAGGAGUGGGAGCAGGGCACUUUCGAGCCGAAGGACGGCGAUGAAGACAUUCAUACCGCCAACGAGCGCCGGCUGGGCGAAAUCAUCGGAACAAACAUUGCCGGCAAGCUACACACAGGCCGCAGCCGCAACGACCAAGUCGCGACCGACAUGCGCAUGUGGCUGCGUGACGAGCUGAACCUGAUCGAGCAGUACCUGGUGGAUCUCCUCAAGGUGAUUGCCCACCGCGCCAAGCAGGACAUCGACUACAUCAUGCCGAGUUACACGCAUCUCCAGCGCGCCCAGCCGAUCCGAUGGAGCCACUGGCUUCUCAGCCACGCGACGGCGUUCCAAUCGGACCUGGAGCGACUCCGGUUCACCAAGAAGAACAUCAACAAAUUGCCGCUCGGCUGCGGCGCGGUGUCCGGCAACGCGUUUGGGAUCGACCGGACGCAGCUGGCGCAGGAGUUGGGGUUUGAGGGCCUGAUCAUGAACAGCAUGUCGGCGGUGGGCGACCGGGACUUUGUGGUCGAGGUGCUCCAGUGCGCCGCCACGGUGGGCAGCCACCUGUCGCGCUGGUCCGAAGACCUGAUCCUGUACAGCUCGCUCGAGUUCGGGUACGUCAAGCUGGCCGACGCGUACACGACGGGCAGCUCGUUGAUGCCGCAGAAGAAGAACAGCGACUCGCUGGAGCUGCUGCGCGGCAAGUCCGGGAGGAUCUUCGGCGCCAUGACCGGCCUGAUGAUGAGCAUCAAGGGCCUCCCCUCGACCUACAACAAGGACCUGCAGGAGAGCCUGCAGCCCAUGCUGGACACGGUCAAGACCCUCAAGGACAGUCUCCAGAUUGCGGCGCGCUCGCUGGCCACGGCGACCGUGUAUCCGGACAAGAUGCGCGCGGCCCUGAGCCCGGACAUGUUGGCCACGGAUCUUGCCGAGUAUUUGGUUCGAAAAGGCGUCCCCUUCCGCGAAACGCACCACCUGGCCGGCAAAAUGGUCGCUCUGGCCGAGGACUCGAACAAGGGCCUGGACCAACUCAGCGUGGCGCAGUUCCAGGGUGUCGACAAGCGCUUCGGCGACGACGUGCUGAGUGUCUUCGACUACGAGCGCUCCGUCGAGCUCAAGGACGCCACGGGCGGGACGAGUCGGCGCGCCGUGCGGGAGCAGUUGGAAAAGCUGCAGGAGACGUUGCGCGGGGAGUGA